This is a messenger RNA of Nerophis ophidion (straightnose pipefish), 3894 nucleotides long. It is a transcript of the gene grm1b, whose product is annotated as glutamate receptor, metabotropic 1b. Gene Ontology annotation, biological process: G protein-coupled glutamate receptor signaling pathway; regulation of synaptic transmission, glutamatergic. The transcript has 10 exons. Gene Ontology annotation, cellular component: postsynaptic density membrane. Bases 383 to 3790 code for a protein of 1135 amino acids. Gene Ontology annotation, molecular function: G protein-coupled receptor activity involved in regulation of postsynaptic membrane potential; adenylate cyclase inhibiting G protein-coupled glutamate receptor activity. The record is from RefSeq and is a predicted model, not a curated record. NCBI's taxonomy places the organism in Eukaryota, Metazoa, Chordata, Actinopteri, Syngnathiformes, Syngnathidae.
CAAACACUGCUUGAGGACAAAUGACCAAAUACAGUAGAGGUCAACAAAGACUUCUCCAGGACAAAUGACCAAAUCCAGAAGUGACAAGUGUUUAGAGACCAGGCUGGCUGACGGCUUGUUGCAACGUUGGCUCGGGAUCAGCCAGCGCCGCAGCAACGACGUGUGACCCGCUUUCCAGACGCAGCCAUGAGCAGAAGACUGCGCUCGCCGUCUGUGCAGAGAGUCAGCGCCAGUCAGUCUUCCCCCUCUCGUCUUCGGCGCCGCACGGCGGGAACUGGACUCUCUCCUCGGACCCCGGCCGGUCCAUCGGCGGUUGUCUUCUCGAUCAAAAGCCUCGAUGGACCUCCAUGAUGAGCCCUGAACCUGUGGUACAAAGUCCAACAUGAGCCCCCUGCCGGCCCUGCGGGUGUCCCGCCUUCCUCUCCUGCUCCUCCAGGCCUUGGUGGUCUCCUCCAAGUACGAGAGGUCGGCGGUGCCAAGCUCCGCCUCCCGCCUGGUGGCCAGGAUGGACGGCGACAUCAUCAUCGGGGCGCUCUUCUCCGUCCACCACCAGCCGUCGGCCGAGAAGGUGGCGGAGAGGAAGUGCGGCGAAGUACGCGAGCAGUACGGCAUCCAGAGGGUGGAGGCCAUGUUCCACACGCUGGACCGCAUCAACUCGGACCCUCGCCUGCUGCCCAACAUCACGCUGGGCUGCGAGAUCCGCGACUCCUGCUGGCACUCCUCCGUGGCGCUGGAGCAGAGCAUCGAGUUCAUACGGGACUCCCUCAUCUCCAUCCGGGACGAGGGCGAGGGUGCCAGGUGGUGUUUAGACGGGGCGCCCUCCGCCCAGCCCCCGCCCACCAAGAAGCCCAUCGUAGGGGUCAUCGGGCCCGGGUCCAGCUCGGUGGCCAUUCAAGUGCAGAACCUUCUGCAACUGUUCAACAUCCCGCAGAUCGCCUACUCGGCCACCAGCAUCGACCUGAGCGACAAGACGCUGUUCAAGUACUUCCUCAGGGUGGUGCCGUCCGACACGCUGCAGGCCCGGGCUCUUCUGGACAUUGUCAAACGCUACAACUGGACCUACGUUUCUGCCGUCCACACAGAAGGGAACUACGGCGAGAGCGGGAUGGAAGUGUUUAAGGAGCUGGCGGCGCUGGAAGGUCUCUGCCUGUCGCACUCGGACAAGAUCUACAGCAACGCCGGGGAGAAGCAGUUCGACAGGUUGCUGUGGAAACUGCGCCAGCGUCUGCCCAAAGCCAGGGUGGUGGUCUGCUUCUGCGAGGGCAUGACGGUGCGAGGCCUGCUCAUGGCCAUGAGGCGGCUGGGCGUGGCCGGAGAGUUCCUCCUAAUUGGCAGCGACGGCUGGGCUGACCGGAUGGAGGUGGUGGAGGGAUAUGAGCAGGAGGCGCUGGGCGGCAUCACGGUCAAGCUGCAGUCGGCCGAGGUCUCCUCCUUCGACCGCUACUUCCUCAAACUCAAGCUCGCCACCAACGGCCGCAACCCGUGGUUCCCCGAGUUCUGGCAGCACCGCUUCCAGUGUCGGCUGCCGGGUCACCCGCAGGAGAACCCCAAUUAUGUGAGGAACUGCUCAGGUCAGGAGCGCCUGCAGGACAACUACGUCCAAGACAGCAAGAUGGGCUUCGUCAUCAACGCCAUCUACGCCAUGGCCCACGGCCUUCACGACAUGCACGCCAACCUGUGCCCUGACGGACACGGCGGUCUCUGCGACCACAUGAAGCCCGUGGACGGCAGCCACCUGCUGGACUUCCUGCUGAAGACCUCCUUUGCCGGCGUCUCCGGCGAGGACAUCUGGUUCGACGAGAACGGGGACUCACCUGGGAGGUACGAGAUCAUGAACUUCCAGAGCGUGGAGCCCGGCGCUUACGACUACGUCAACAUCGGCUCGUGGCACGAAGGCGUGCUGAGCAUCGCCGAUGACUUGAUGCGGAUGAACGCCAGCGGUGAGGUGCGCUCGGUGUGCAGCGAGCCCUGCUCCAGAGGAGAGAUCAAGGUGAUCAGGAAGGGAGAAGUCAGCUGCUGCUGGAUCUGCACGGCCUGCAAAGACAACGAGUACGUCCAGGACGAGUUCACCUGCACGGCCUGCCAGCUGGGCUGGUGGCCCGACCAAGAUCUGGAAGGCUGCGAGGCCAUCCCCCUGCACUACCUGGAGUGGAGCCACCCAGAGUCCAUCAUCCAGGUGGUCUUCUCCUGCCUGGGCAUCCUGGUCACCUCCUUCGUGGCGCUGACCUUCGUGGCGUACCGCGACACGCCGGUGGUCAAGUCCUCCAGCCGGGAGCUCUGCUACAUCAUCCUGGCGGGCAUCUUCCUGGGCUACCUGUGCCCCUUCACCCUCAUCGCCCGGCCCACCGUGGCCUCCUGCCACCUCCAGCGGCUGCUGGUGGGGCUCUCGGCCGCCAUGUGCUACUCGGCGCUGGUCACCAAGACCAACCGCAUCGCCCGCAUCCUGGCGGGCAGCAAGAAGAAGAUCUGCACCCGGAAGCCCCGCUUCAUGAGCGCCUGGGCGCAGGUGGCCAUCGCCUCGGCGCUGGUGGGCGUGCAGCUGGCGCUGGAGGUGACCCUCAUGGUGCUGGAGCCCCCCGAGCCCGUCAGGUCCUACCCCAGCGUCAGGGAGGUCUUCCUCAUCUGCAACACCAGCACCCUGGGCGUGGUGGCGCCGCUGGGCUACAACGGCCUGCUGAUCAUGAGCUGCACCUACUACGCCUUCAAGACGCGCAACGUGCCCGCCAACUUCAACGAGGCCAAGUACGUGGCCUUCACCAUGUACACCACCUGCAUCAUCUGGCUGGCCUUCGUGCCCAUCUACUUCGGCUCCGACUACAAGAUCAUCACCACCUCCUUCUCCGUCAGCCUGAGCGUCACCGUGGCCCUGGGCUGCAUGUUCACGCCCAAGAUGUACGUCAUCAUCGCCAAGCCCGAGCGCAACGUGCGCAGCGCCUUCACCACCUCGGACGCCGUGCGCAUGCACGUGGGCGGCGGCAGGGCGGCGUGCCGCGGCCACAGCCUGCUGGCCGUGUUCAAGAGGAAGAAGGACGGCAGGUGGGUUAAUUGCGUCUGGGAGGGUUGGCGCCUCAAGGGAGCGUCGCCCGGCGGUAGUCACUUCUACGCCGCCGACCCCGCCGGCUUAAUUAAGACCAGCCUCUCCGCGCCAGUUCUAACGGGAAGUCUGUGUCCUGGUCCGAGCCCGGUCCGAGGCCCCCCCCCCCCCAAAGGCGAGCACAUCUGGCACAGACUGUCGGUGCACGUGAAGAAGCAGGAGACGGCCGUCAUCAAGCCGCUGGCCAGCAGCUGUCGGACCUCAGCCGGGCCGCACUUCUCGCAGCUCAGCACCAAGACUUUGUACAACCUGGCCGAGGAGGACGAGGGCGACCACGGCCCCGGGACUCCUCCUUCGGGGCCGCGGGGCUCCCUGGCCACGUCGCACCCUGAGGCGUCCCGGGGGGGCCUGCCCGUGUACCAGCUGGCCCACCUCAUCCAGCAGGACCACCUGCGGCCCUUUGAGGAGGAACCCGCCUCGCCCCCGGAGGAGGAGGACCUGGAGAAGGAGCAGUUGGGCCUCCUCUUGGGUUUCUCCUCCUACAACAAUGGCCGGCUUCACCAAGAGGAUCUGAAAGUGGCCAUGGAGGACGCCCUGGCCCUCACGCCCCCGUCGCCCUUUCGAGAUUUGGCCCCCCCGCCCAGGAGCCCCUUCCUGGACUGGCCCCUGGCAGAGUCCAUUCUGAGCUCACCCCCCCGGUCCACCUACGCCAGGGCCGUCCUGCGGGACUACAAGCAGAGUUCCUCCACUCUGUGAUCCCUCCACACCUGCUCCAAAUGCUCCAAUUAACACACACUUAAUUAUAGAAAAACACUUCAAAUUAUUGUUUUGUUUUUUAACUUUUCAACAAUUAGUGAGAC